Molecule: messenger RNA, 2085 nt
Organism: Anopheles stephensi (Asian malaria mosquito)
Lineage: Eukaryota; Metazoa; Arthropoda; Insecta; Diptera; Culicidae
Product: vanin-like protein 1
Exons: 5
Coding region: 275-1870 (531 amino acids)
Molecular function (GO): hydrolase activity, acting on carbon-nitrogen (but not peptide) bonds, in linear amides
Source: RefSeq, a predicted model, not a curated record
ACUUUUCUGUAUGUCACUGUAGCACACACACUCAUCACCACAACACGAACCCCGUUGUAAAUUACUUACGCUUAUCAAUAGUGGUAAUGUAAUGGCGCUAGUGGGUGCCUCUGAUCUGGAACUUAUCGCGCCCUACCGUUGUGUGUGUUGACGGCGACCAGGUGACUACAGUGUCGAUGACAGUCAGCUGCCACCACAGUUCCCGAUCAGCCCGCAACCAUCGAAGGUCGACAGCACGCGCAUCGUAAGCAGGAGACACACACACGCGGACGCGAUGAAUAAACCGCCGGUCCUUAUUUGCAUAUUGCUGCUGCUGCUAUACGUUGCACCGAGCAAACAGGCUUCCACCCCGAACGAUCCACACUACUGGGCCGGUGUGGUAGAGUUUAGCUCGAACCGGGUAGAGGGCGAAUCCGUCGAAACCAGUACGGCCAACCGUCUGGCACAGUAUCUGACCAUCAUAGAUUCGGGCGAAGCGAACGUUACCGAUGUGAUUGUGUUUCCCGAGGGUACGCUGAAUCGCUAUGACACCGCCUCCUUUGUGCCGCAUCCACUGGACCAGAUCGUACCGUGCAACAACCUGACGUACGAACGGGUCGUGCGGGACAUUUCCUGUGCGGCACGCAAUCGCAAAAAGUACGUCGUGAUUAAUCUGACCGAGAAAGCCAAAUGUCCCGAGGGGUUGGACAAUCGGCCGUGCAGUGCGGAUGGGUUAUACCACUUCAACACGAACGUGGCGUUCGACCGGGAGGGUAUGGUCGUAUCGCGCUACCGGAAGUUUAAUCUGUUCGGUGAGAAAGGCAUCAACACGACCAGCUACCCGGAGAUUGUUAGCUUCGAAACGGAUUUCGGCGUACGGUUUGGACACUUUAUCUGCUUCGACCUGAUGUUCAACGAACCCGCCCUGGAGCUGGUGCGACUGAACGUGACGGAUUUCAUCUUCCCGACGAUGUGGUUCUCGGAGCUGCCCUUCCUGACCGCGUCGCAAAUUCAGCAAGGAUGGGCCUUCUCGAACAAUGUGAAUCUGCUGGCGGCUGGUGCAAGCUUCCCGGGUGUGGGCAGCACCGGAACUGGCGUUUAUUCGGGUCGGCGCGGUGAGAUCCUAACCGUCAUGAAUCACGAACCACAGACUAAGCUGUACGUUGCUCAGGUGCCGAAAAUGAACUUCCCGAACGCGGCCUUUAACAAGAUCCCGCAGCCGAAAGGUACACCGGCCCAGAUGGCUAAGCUGUUCCUCAAGCGGGACCAGAUCGACCGGUACACUACAAAGGAUCUGCCGAUGACUUCCAACGCGCAGCUCGAGGAAAGCGUUUGCUAUGAAACCCACUGCUGCAACUUUACCCUCAACUAUAGCGUCAAAUCCAAUCUACAGAACACGCAGUACUAUCGCUACAAGCUAGCGGCGUACGAUGCUGACCGUACGUUCGACGGGUUUGCCGAUGGCCAGAUUACGACUUGUGCCAUUUUUGCCUGCUCAUCCACUAACUAUAGCGACUGUUCGCGAAGGUUCGAAGCGAACCAGGCGUACGAUGACCAGGCCGUCACGUUCAACUCCAUCACCAUCGUGGCCAAGUUUGCGGACAAUAGCGACACGUUUGUGCUGCCCAAUAACGUGGACACUAGCAUCGUACCGUUCGAUGUGUCGGAUACGGAGUACAACGUUGUGCCGAGUGUUGGCGAUGCGACACCGCACAAAAUUGUGACCUACAAGCUGAACAGGCCCCAUGCCGAUCUGUACACUUUCGCUAUUUGGGCGCGUAAGUUUGAGCGUCAUGCUAGCUCCGGCGCUAACGGUUCCGGUGUCUUUUCGACGUUAGUAUUGGGUGUGAUUGCUUUGCUAGGGUUGGUGAAGAAUUUGUGGAACUUUUAAACCCAUUGCUACACCACUUCCAGCACCACUAUUCGCAUAGACGAACUGUAAUGCCUUAAUUCCACUUCUGAGAUCAUGAUCACUCAUCCGGCACGGUUUACUCAUCUUCAUCUCCAUCUCAUCAGCAGCGAUACAAACAUUGUUCUAUGUACUUAUUGUAAUAAAUGGAUAAAAGGUAUGCAAAAUAAAUGAUUCUAUCGUCUUCUAAAAAAUAA